Molecule: messenger RNA, 690 nt
Organism: Thamnophis sirtalis
Lineage: Eukaryota; Metazoa; Chordata; Lepidosauria; Squamata; Natricidae
Source: RefSeq, a predicted model, not a curated record
ACAACAUGCUGGUGUACGUAGAGAAGAAGAUCCUGGAAGAUCCAGCCAUCAUGAACGACGAGAGCUUUGGGUCUGUGAAGAAGCGGUUUUGCACUUUCAGCGAAGAUUAUGACGAUAUCUCCGAUCAGAUAGACUUUAUCAUCUGCCUGGGCGGAGAUGGGACGUUACUCUACGCUUCGUCACUUUUUCCAAUGAGUGUCCCUCCAGUCAUGGCUUUCCAUUUGGGGUCCCUGGGCUUCCUCACCCCCUUCAAUUUUGAGAACUUUCAGUCUCAAGUCACCCAGGUCAUAGAAGGCAACGCAGCCCUCGUCCUCCGGAGCCGGCUGAAGGUGAAGGUGAUUAAGGAACACUGGGAGAAGAAGGGCAUGAUUCAGAACGGGAUCGAGGAAAAUGGCGUGGUCUCUCCGGGUCUGGAAAAAGAAAUGUUUAAACAAGCAACUCAAUAUCUGGUGGGUAUCCUUGGAAUGUUAUUUUUAUUUUUAUUUCAAUUAUUUUAUUAUCUUAUGAGUGGUGCGGUGGCCUUAGGGGGGAGCUCUUGCCUCAUAGUCAGGAGGCUGUGAGUUCGAUCCUAGGAAGAGGCAGAUAUUUCUCUCUCUGGCCACAAUGGGGAUGGAUCUGCUGAAAAAAGACUCCGCUCUGGUGACAAGAAAGGCAUCCGGCCAGUAAGCACAGCUCCAUUCAGUUUCCCCG